CUUCAGCGUUACCACAAACUCGUCCAGGAGAAAGAUGUGCAAACCGAUCCACAUCAACUAUACGCGCUGGAGGCUCUAGAGCGGCUGCGCAAGGAUCUGUUGGAGACGGAACCAUCGCAUUCUUUGCCCAGUUUGACGAAUUCCGAAACCAAACCAAGUCUUUUAGCUACCGGAGGCUUUCUGAGUAGUUGGUUGGGAGGGACCAACGCCACUCCUAGUACGAACAAACAUAUGCACAAGGCACAAAAGGCUAUCCAGCAAGCCAUGACGGGUAUACCACAUCCCCGCGGCGUCUACUUGCACGGUGGAGUCGGCUGUGGUAAGACCUUUCUCAUGAAUCUCUUUUACGAUUCCAUCGUUGAAGGACCCUGGGCCGAGCACAAGCAAAAAAUUCAUUUUCACAAAUUCAUGUUGCGCAUUCAUCAAGACAUGCACGCGUCGCGCUACGAUGCACUCGGUAAGGCCACACAGCAGGCGGACCUUAUUUUACCCUCGGUUGUGGCCAAAACCUUGGAAAAAGGAAGGCUCUUGUGUUUGGACGAGUUUCAAGUGACAGACGUUGCCGACGCACUUAUACUACAGCGGCUGUUUACCGGUCUAUGGCAACACGGAUGCGUUGUAGUGGCCACGUCCAAUCGGCCGCCGGACGGAUUGUACUGGAACGGCAUUCAGCGAGAUCGGUUUCUGCCAUUUAUUGAUCUACUCAAACUUGAAAACGACGUCGUGACUAUGGACGAUUCGGGUACCGACUACCGACUGGUUCAAAAGGCUGAAUCGGGAGCCACCACGCAAGUGAGCUUUGUAGGGAAAACAGGUAAAAUGGAGCUGGACGGACUCUUUUACCAACUCACGGCUGGUUCGCCAGUAACACCUACUUCGCUUCAAACGCAAGGUCGCAAAGUAAAGAUUCCGCAAGCGGCCUUGAAAAAGGGGAUAGCACGAUUUUCGUUUGAGGACUUGUGUCAAAAAGCUCUCGGAGCUGCAGACUAUUUAAUUAUUGGCAAGCACUUUCACACAGUGUUUGUAGAUCGGAUUCCCGUUUUAACCCUGAACGAAUUGAACUGGGUACGCCGGUUCAUUACCUUUGUCGACAGCAUGUACGAAUCGGACGUCAAACUCAUCCUACACGGCAAGACGAUUCCAUCGGAGAUCUUUCAAAAGCCGUCACACGAGGACAAUUCUCACGACGAAGUCUUUGCGUUUGAUCGGACAGUCAGCCGGUUGGAAGAAAUGGCGUCACGCAAAUACCUA
Phaeodactylum tricornutum CCAP 1055/1 is the source of this 1251-nucleotide messenger RNA. RefSeq lists its product with no specific name. Gene Ontology annotation, molecular function: ATP hydrolysis activity; ATP binding. Lineage: Eukaryota; Bacillariophyta; Bacillariophyceae; Surirellales; Neidiaceae. The annotation marks the transcript as partial. The transcript has a single exon. The record is from RefSeq and is a predicted model, not a curated record. Gene Ontology annotation, cellular component: mitochondrion; cytoplasm.